AUGGAGUACAUCAGCACACGGGGAGGCACGGGGGCCGUGGACUUCGAGGGAGCCCUUUUCUCUGGCUAUGCCCCCGAUGGGGGCCUCUUCAUGCCCCAGUGCAUCCCCUCGCUGGACAGGGACACCCUGCGAAGGUGGAGUAGCCUGUCCUACCCUGAGCUGGUGAAGGAGCUGUGCUCCCUCUUCAUCCCAGCCGAGCUGGUCCCACGGAACGUGCUCAAUGGUGAGCUGAGUGGGGAGCUGCUCGUGGGGAUGUGGACAAGGGUUUGGGGGCUGAUCGACAGGGCCUUCAGCAGAUUCAGACACAAGAAUGUUGUGCAUCUGUCCAGGCUGAAAGAUGGGCUGAACAUUUUGGAGCUCUGGCAUGGUGUUACAUAUGCAUUUAAGGACCUGUCCUUGUCCUGCACAGGGCAGUUUUUACAGUAUUUCUUGGAGAAAAAGCAGAAGCAUGUCAAUAUUCUGGUGGGGACUUCAGGGGACACGGGGAGCUCGGCCAUCGAGAGCGUGAGAGGGCAGAAGAACGUGGACAUCUUUGUUCUGCUGCCCAAGGGGCUCUGCACCCAGAUACAGGAGCUUCAGAUGACCACUGUCAUUGAAGACAACGUCCACGUCUUUGCUGCUCAUGGGAACAGCGAUGAAAUUGAUGAGCCGAUUAAGGAACUGUUUGCUGAUGUCAAUUUUGCUGGAAAAUACAACCUGAUGAGCUUGAAUUCUGUCAAUUGGUCCAGGAUUAUGGUGCAGAUUGCCCACUACUUCUAUGCUUACUUUCAGUGUGCCCCAUCCCUGGAUACCACCCAGCUGCCAAUGGUGGAAAUUGUUGUGCCCACGGGAGGAGGAGGAAAUAUCACGGCUGGCUGUAUUGCCCAGAAAAUGGGUCUCCCAAUUCAACUUGUUACUGUGGUGAACAGCAAUGACAUCAUUCAUAGGACUGUUCAACAUGGAGAUUUCUCACUGGCAGAGAGCGUGAAGGCUACGUUGGCAUCAGCCAUGGAUAUCCAGGAGCCUUACAAUGUGGAGAGGAUCCUCUGGCUGCUCUCGGGCUCUGAUAGCCACCUGAUAAAAACUCUGAUGGAGCAAUUCAACAUCUCAAAAAGGCUGAAGCUGCCAGAGGAUUUGCACAGAAAGCUCUCUGAGACCCUGGGAUCGUGCUCAGCCUCUGACCAGGACAUUGUGGGAGCCAUGCGGCGCUGCUGGGAGGAGAACCAGUACCUGCUGUGCCCCCACUCUGCUGUGGCUGCUCACUACCACUACUCACAUUUUCUUUGCUUGUCUUUACUUUCCAGCAUCCCCCGGUGCUGCUUGGCUCCAGCCUCUGCAGCCAAAUUUCAGGAUGCCCUUCUCCGAGCUGGCCUGGCUCCCCAGAUCCCCCCUGAAAUCUCUGCCCUGACAGCAAUGGAGACCAGGUCCACUGCCCUGGAGCGGGGACAGGACUGGGCACAGGUGCUCCGGGGCCGGAUUGAAGCUGUGGCACAGCAGUGGGAGGCACAGGCGGGUCACUCUGCACCCCAGGGCAGGUAGUCACACAGAUGUGACCACUGGACACAGCUGGACAAUGUCCCAGGGCUCAUUCUCCACUCCCAGAAAAGCCCUGUCUUAUGCUGGGAGUCUCCAUGCAAUGAUGUAUUAGCAAGAAUUCACUUCCCUGUGUAAUUGGACAAUUUCAUAACAUUUUCAGUAAAGAGCACUGCAACUGUAUCCCUUUUUCCUAAUAAAUCAGAAAAACUGAAUUAAACUCUGAGUAAACCUG
This is a messenger RNA of Agelaius phoeniceus (red-winged blackbird), 1747 nucleotides long. The record is from RefSeq and is a predicted model, not a curated record. Lineage: Eukaryota; Metazoa; Chordata; Aves; Passeriformes; Icteridae.